Messenger RNA from Poecilia latipinna (sailfin molly), 2794 nucleotides. RefSeq names its product group 3 secretory phospholipase A2-like. Gene Ontology annotation, molecular function: A2-type glycerophospholipase activity. Bases 481 to 2673 code for a protein of 730 amino acids. Gene Ontology annotation, biological process: phospholipid metabolic process; arachidonate secretion. The record is from RefSeq and is a predicted model, not a curated record. The transcript has 7 exons. Lineage: Eukaryota; Metazoa; Chordata; Actinopteri; Cyprinodontiformes; Poeciliidae.
UUGGAUGCUACAUAAGUAAAUACAUUUUCAUCACAGUUGGUGUGGCCAAAUUAUGAAGCAGUUAUCGUCAAUGUAAUGCAUUCACAAUAACGUUUCAGUGAGUGCUGUAACAGCACAGCUUUAUUUGCCAUCUUACAUAUUUAGAGUUUCCAUCUAGUUGAGUUCAUUCCAAACUCACAGCAAUGCAAUCUUAGCAUCCUGAUACAAUUUUGGGCCCCAUUUAACUUAAAAGCAAAUCAGGUUAUGCUGUGUCCCAGUAAUAGGACGCAUACAAAAAUAGUCCCAUCUAUAGGACUAAUUAAGGCCUCGCACACGAUUUCAUAUUUCACGGGAAUGUGAUCAGAUGAGUGUCAAAUUUCUCAAAAUCCACGAACCAAUAAGAACACAUUUCAUUCCCUGAGUUAUGUCAGAGUCAUAAGCAUUUGCUAAGUAAAAAAAAAAAAAAUCCCUCCUCAGAUCUCAGUCAUUGCAAAAGAAUGUAUGCAUGCAGACGGUAAAGGACUUGCUCGCCCACACAUUGGGAUGGAAAGCGGAUGGUUCCUUCGAGCUGUUUUCGUCUUACCAUGGCUCGGUUUCUCCAAGACACAACACACACCUGGACCAGGUGUGUCCUGCCUCCGAUCGAGUCCAGCCGACGGACACACGCUUCUCACCUUUCUGAGCCACGGCGCCAACGGUGCGCGCUUCUUGUAUCUCACCAAAUGGUCUGACGACCUGCGGCUGGCAGGCUGCGAAAUCUAUUCAAAUCCAGAUGUUGCCGCAGGAUAUCGGGCCUUCUGCGACAGGAAUGAGACCUGGGAUCAAGAACUUGUAAAGAAGUUUAGCAUCAGUCUGUUGCUGUUCCCGGAUGCUCCGUGCGCACUCGUACGUUCCGUGGUUCCCACACCGGAGCUCACCGGGCGGAGAAGGACUGAUGAGACAGAGAGGAAAACCCGGAGGAAACGAUCCUGGAUAUUCCCAGGCACGUUGUGGUGUGGCACUGGAAGCAAAGCGGCCGGAUACGAACAAUUGGGCAUGUUCGAGAGAGCAGAUAAGUGUUGCCGUGAACACGACCACUGCUCAGACAUCAUCCCAGCUUUCACAGUGAAUUAUGGAGUCUUCAACCCCAAUUUCUUCACAGUCUCACACUGCGAGUGUGACCAAAGGUUUCGACAGUGCCUUCUGGGCAUGAACGACAGCAUUUCAAGUAUGGUGGGCUACAGCUUCUUCAACAUCCUGAAGGUUCCCUGCUUUGAGCUGAAGCAGCUGAAGCACUGCACACAGAUGUACUGGUGGGGGAUGUGCAAAAAGGCCAGUGAGGCUCCUUAUGCCGUCUUCAAAAGCCCCCAACCUUUCAAUAGCUCUGAUGUUAUAGGCAAACAUGUUCACACAGACGGCAAGAAUUUAACAAGCAGUAAAGAUCAGCAUUUAUCUCAGAGGCCUGCGUCUAACCCUCAGAGGAAGGCGUCGCAAUCUAAACAUAGAUGUGGCCUCAGAGACCCACCUAGAGGAGAUACAUUUCACCGCAGAAGGACAAAGGCGAAUGGAUGCAAAAGGCAAGAAAAGCUCUCUGGAGAAGGACCUUCACAAAAGCCCAAAACAGUCAAGAAGGUACAUAUUUCUACAAGGAAAAGAGGCGACAAAAUGAAGAAAAGGAGAAAGGAUUUUUCUGAUGGUGCACAGAAAAGCAACAUUCCACCAGCCAUCCCUGCAACUACCUCGACACAAAUAUCACCUAAAGCGAUACCUUUGCAUUUUCCAGCAUUAACAAGGAGGCUGAAUUUUCAGGAAGACUCAACAAAUGUCAAAGGAGUAACCAAACAAGCAAAAGAUAAAAAGAAAGCCCCAAAGCACGGUAAAUGCUGUGGAUCCAGCAUGUCUGUGAGUGGGGACAUUCCUCGGCUGCACUGUAAAAUCUGUGUAAAACAAACAGUAACUCCCACAACAACCGUUACGCCGACAAAUACAUAUGCAGGGGGAUUGACAGUCAAUCAUAAGAGAACACGUUUGAAAUAUAAAGCAGGAACACCCAGCCAGGAAACUCUAGCAACUGUUUGGAGUGCAGCUACGGUUGCAACCCCCAUUACAAGAGAACAAAAGAUGAUGGCCUCUCUUCAUAAAAAGGACAAACCACAAAAGCAGUUGGAUUUCCAUGUAUUGUGGAAGCAGGCAGGUCAGCAGCCCUUGGGUCAUACUACCACCCAAAGGAUCCGUGCAGAGAACGUCCUGGUAAAAAACGAUGAGAAACGUAAUAUGACAGAUAAUGAGCUCCUGUGCCGAAGCCUCAAACAUCUGGAUGAUUGUAAAUUUAAAAUUCCACCUUUGGCGAAGAAAUAUAAUCUGACAAACAUGAAGUCCAAGACAGCCUAUCACUGUGACUGCACAAGCCGUUUGGCAGUUCAAAUCAAAAAUGUAAAGAAACCAAGUCCUCCUCGCUCUCUCUUGAGGGAAUUUGUCUCUCAAGACUGCUUUACUCUGCCAAAGGAGAAUAAAUGUAAUCGCACGAAGAGAUGUUCUGGAGGUUUCACUAAGGCCUCUGAACUACAUCAAGCACUUAGGAAGAGAGAAGAAGAAAAAGACUCUGCUGCGAUGAGAUUUUCAACCAGUGGCAGGAAAAAAAGGAUUCCUCUCCGUCUUCAUAAGUAUUGCCUAAGGCUGCAGAUGAGAGCGGAUAUCAUGGCACAGCUCAAAUGAAUAUAGACUGAGCUGUGUGCGGUAACUAGGCUGCUUAAGAGCUUCAUCAUGUUUCAUAGAGAACUAUUUUUUGAAGAUCAUUUCAUCUUCCACUACCAAAAGAAACAAGUUUUGACAUGAA